GUGAUCAGCAGCUGGACUGUGCCUUGGACCUAAUGAGGCGCCUGCCUCCACAGCAAAUUGAGAAGAACCUCAGCGAUCUGAUCGACUUGGUCCCGGGUCUGUGCGAAGAUCUCCUGUCCUCUGUUGACCAACCACUGAAAAUUGCCAGAGACAAGGUGGUGGGAAAGGAUUACCUUUUGUGUGACUACAACAGAGAUGGGGACUCCUAUAGGUCACCAUGGAGUAAUAAGUAUGACCCUCCUUUGGAAGAUGGGGCCAUGCCAUCUGCUCGGCUGAGAAAGCUGGAGGUAGAAGCCAACAAUGCCUUUGACCAGUACCGAGACCUGUAUUUUGAAGGUGGCGUCUCAUCUGUCUACCUCUGGGAUCUGGAUCAUGGCUUUGCUGGAGUGAUCCUCAUAAAGAAGGCUGGAGACGGAUCCAAGAAGAUCAAAGGCUGCUGGGAUUCCAUCCACGUGGUGGAAGUGCAGGAGAAGUCCAGUGGUCGCACCGCUCAUUACAAGUUGACUUCCACGGUGAUGCUAUGGCUGCAGACCAACAAAUCCGGCUCUGGCACCAUGAACCUCGGAGGCAGCCUUACCAGACAGAUGGAGAAAGAUGAAACCGUGAGCGACUGCUCCCCACACAUAGCCAAUAUUGGGCGCCUGGUAGAGGAUAUGGAAAAUAAAAUCAGAAGUACGCUGAACGAGAUCUACUUUGGAAAAACAAAGGACAUCGUCAACGGGCUGAGGUCUGUGCAGACUUUUGCAGACAAAUCAAAACAAGAAGCUCUGAAGAAUGACCUGGUGGAGGCUUUGAAGAGAAAGCAGCAGUGUUAAACCUCUCUUCAUGCUAACCGGACACGCCAUGCACUCAUUAGAUCCUUUCUUAGAAAACUCGUUUUCUGCUCCCCCUCCCUUGUCCCUUCCCUCCCUGACAGGUCACAUAACAACUUGCAUCAUCCACCGACCGCACAGCGCCAUCUCUCCCUGAGAAUAAAGCCCGAUAAACACCCUUCUCCGGCUCCAAGGCCUGCUUCCCACCACAUUUUGCUAUUCAAACUCUUUGGUAUUUCCAUAAAGACCGUGUGUUUUUUUGUUCACCCGGGUCCCUCCUGUCUUCCACCCCCCCCCCAUUUAUAGGCAUAAAAUACACUGUCAGCCUCCCCUUCCCUGCCACCUUUUUGUUACAUUGGUGUAAAAAAUGUAAAACAAAAAAAUUUUAUGAAAUAACUGUGGUGUGUGAAAGAUAGAAGAAAAACUGGAAAUCUGAUUCCACGUGUGUUUGGGAGUUGCUUGGGGUUGGGGUGGGGGGGACAGGGGACAGCUCUGGGAGAGAGGUGGGGCCCUCGGCAUUGUCCUGCGCAGACCUGCCCCUGUCCCGCGGAGACCAUGGUGUGGGCGUCGGGGUGGGGGGCUGCCGACCGUUCUGCAAUUCUGGCCAGGUGCUUUUCUGUCGAUUUUUAUGGAAUGCAAAAGGAGUUUUUUGUUUUAUUUUGUUUUUUUUGUAAAGCUUAAAAGAAAUCUACAUCUUAUACUUGAGCCUCCAUACUUAAAAAAAAAAGGAAAAAAAGAACAAAAAAAUCAAUAAAAAGAAACUGGGACGCAGUU
Molecule: messenger RNA, 1586 nt
Organism: Otolemur garnettii (small-eared galago)
Lineage: Eukaryota; Metazoa; Chordata; Mammalia; Primates; Galagidae
Gene: CAPZB
Product: capping actin protein of muscle Z-line beta subunit
Exons: 8
Coding region: 33-815 (260 amino acids)
Biological process (GO): actin cytoskeleton organization; regulation of lamellipodium assembly; barbed-end actin filament capping
Cellular component (GO): cytoplasm; F-actin capping protein complex
Molecular function (GO): actin filament binding
Source: RefSeq, a predicted model, not a curated record